Messenger RNA from Saprolegnia parasitica CBS 223.65, 2565 nucleotides. RefSeq lists its product as hypothetical. The transcript is spliced from 8 exons. Bases 1 to 2565 code for a protein of 854 amino acids. The record is from RefSeq and is a predicted model, not a curated record. NCBI's taxonomy places the organism in Eukaryota, Oomycota, Saprolegniomycetes, Saprolegniales, Saprolegniaceae.
AUGCUCGAGGACAUCCACGUCGGUAGCCUGCACGUGGGCUUGGUGCGUCGGCCCAAGCGGCCGUCGCUUGCACACAUGACGUCGAUGCCAGGCCCGCCGCCGGACGCGCCGCCCGAGCUGCGGCAGACGCGGUCCGAGCCCGGCAGCGGCGGUCUCCCGCUGGAGAAGGUCCCGCUGCACAAGGACGUCGACAGGAUACAACAGGACGCGCCGCCGCACGUGGCCGUCAAGUACGGCGACACGAUCCGGCUGCGCACCAAGCUCCAAGGCACGACCGAGCUCGCGAGCGUGGGCACGUACGACCUCGCGGCGAGCUUCUUCCAGCUGCGCGGCAACCUCACGACGCACAAGUGCCACGACCUCGCGUGCAUCGCGCCGCUCUCGGAGCCAGGGUUCCACGAGUCGUACUUUCGCAUCGUGCCCGAGUGCUAUUACGGCCACCUCAAGGUCGGCAGUCCCGUCUCGUACGGCGACGUGGUUUGCCUCGUCGACGCCGCCGACCACAUCUGGAACAACAAGGUCGGGACCGCCUUCAACGGGUACUUUGGCCCGUGCUCGAAGGACACGAACCUCUCGGGCACCAUGUCGGUGGCUUUUCUCUUGCCGACGUCCGAGGACGAGAACGACACGGUGCCCAGCUUCCAGGAGCAUCGCAUCAUGUACUAUGGCGACACCAACGUCGCGAUCCAGGUCGUCGACUCGAACCGCCUCCGCCUCGGCUUCAAUCGGCUCGUGACCACGCACCGCAAGAAGAACGCGCCCAUGUCCUUUGGUGGCUUCUUGCGCUGCGAUGGCCGCGGUGCACUCCUCCGCCUCGAGAUCCACGGCGUGCCACCGCCCAAGAUCCGGACUGUCGACGUCGUCGACGGCAGUACGACGACACCGAUUGCCGCCGACAUUGACGACAUGCUCGCCGCCAGCAUGACCAUUGUCGGGCCGCCGUCGGCGACCGUCGAGAUUGUGUUUACGGACCAAGGCCGCGCCCACGUCUCGCUGCACGAACUCGAGCGCAGCAUGAACCAGCCCUUUUAUGCGGUGGUCGAGCACGGCCAGCGACCCGUGCGCCUCCAGCUUGUCGCUCUGCACAAAACCAUCGGCGUCUGUGCCCGGCAGCGAGGCAUCUCGCCGCUGACGGCCAUGGCCCUCGGCUACCUCUCGCUGGUUGGCCACGCGUAUCUCAAGGGCGCCAUCCUUGUCACCUCCUUCUACGGCGGGUGUGUCCUCGCCGCGCUGCCCCUCCUCGUCCUCAUCAAGGUCUGCUACCUCGAGCGGCUCUACGCGCCGCUGCUCGGCCCCAAGACGUCGCCGAUUUUGACGUUUGAGCUCUCGGUGCUCGCAUGGGAAGCAUCGCAGGCCGAGCGCCUCGCCAAGGCCUGUGACGAUGCGUCGUCGUCCUGUGACGCGGUGCCAAGGCGGUUCCUUGUGGCCGAAAACGGUGACGCGGCGAAAGCGGCAGCCCGGUACGCCGACACAUUGGCGUGGCGCGCCAAGAACGAUAUCGAGGCGCUGCUGAGCGCGCCGCAGCCGCUCUACCACACGAUUCGCCGGUUUUACAAGCAAGGCAUCCACAAGGUCGACAAGGUCGGGCACCCCGUGUUUAUCGAGAAGAUGGGGUCCAUCGAUAUGAAGGGGCUCCAAGCCGCGGGCGUGACGCUGCCAGACCUCUUCCGCCACUACCUCUUCAACAUGGAGUACAUCCUCCGAUUUGUGCUGCCGUCGCCGUGCCCGUGCGUGUCGUGCCGCGACAGCCACACGUGCAAGAUGCUCAUCGUGCUUGACGCGCGCGGUCUUGGCAUGCGCGAUUUGGCCGGUGAGGCGCUCGACUUUGUGAAAAGCUGCACGAGCGCGAUGCAGAAGCACUACCCGCAGCAGUCGUUCAAGAUCUUCCUCGUCAACGUCCCGUCCUGGUUUGGCAUGAUCUGGAAGUGCAUCAAACCGCUUCUGCACGAAGCCACGCGGGCCAAGACGUUCAUUUUAAGCGAAGCCGAGACGCCGUCGACGCUGCUUCAGUUCAUUGACGCCGACGCGCUUCCCGUCGAGUACGGCGGCAACUGUAGCUGCGACGGCGGCUGCCUCGAGCAGUCGGCGUUCCAUGCGCGCCAAAUCGCCUUUGUUGACGGCCAUGGUGUCGACCCCGACCACCACGUGGACCACGACGGUCUGCAGGACCUCGUCAUUGACGAGCUGUCGGACGAAGACAGCGAGUCGUCGGCGUCCUCGGCCGUCGCGGCUCUGCGCAAUGUCGUCAUGCAAGAGUACCUCCUCAUGCGUCUCGUCAAGCACAAGCCGUUUGUGAAUCCGAUCGGACUGCGUCGGCUCGUGUCCCUCACAGACCGCGAACUGUGCAUCCAAAAGUCACCGAAAGACGCCCCGGUCAAGUACCUCUUGACCAAGUCGACGGUCGUGCGGCCGUACCACAAGCCCAACUGCUUUGAGGUCGUCUUGGACACGAACCUCUCGAUGCUCCUCUUCACCGAGAACGCCCAAGCCCUCGACAGCUGGAUUCAGGCGGUCGCGCACGCCAUUCAUGAGUCGGUCUCGUCCUCGGACGCCACGUCGACAUGA